UUUUUAUUCUUUUCCUUCUUUUUUUUCUUUCCUUUUGCAAAAUUGAAAGAAUACGUUUGUUUAAUCAUUUGCCAUUCUGACCACAAAAGUGUUAAUCCGGCUUAGCAAUGCUUCAAUUCUUUUGUCGCCAACUUCAAAAGGUGUACCCGAGGAGAAUAAUUAGAAAACUCACUAAUCAUAUGCUGUUCUUAUAACACUCACUCACUCACUCGUGUUAAUUGUAACAAAGCAUAAAACACCUUACUGCAUAUUUUUGCUCAUGGAAGAUAUACAUAUAACAAGAUUUCAAAAGGACAGUAAAAUCAAAUAGAAUUUGUUUAAUCCACAGCGGGAAGAUUGAUUAUUUAUUUAUAUCAACAAAAAAACCAAGAAGAGCACAUGAGGAAGAACUCAGGAAACGCACAAUUACAAUAAUUUAGGCGUUGUCAUUCUUUGAAAUCACUAGAGAAGACGAAGAAGACGAAGAAGGAAGGUCAAUUUGAAGAAGAGAGAGAAAGAGGAAGACUUUGACUCGUCUUCUAUUUAUGUUCUGAAAGGAAUCUCGAGAUUUGAUUAGAUGGGGAAUUGUUGUGGCAGUCCGAGUUCGGCUACGAGCGAGAGUAAACAAGGGAAACCAAAGAACAAAAGCAAUCCUUUUUACAGCAAUGAAUACACUGCAACAGAUAGAUCUGGAGCUGGGUUUGAGCUCUCCGUGCUGAAAAACCCUACAGGACAUGAUAUAUCUUUGCAGUAUGAUCUGGGGCGUGAGGUUGGUCGAGGCGAGUUUGGUAUAACUUACUUGUGUACUGAUAAGGAGACAGGUGACAAGUAUGCCUGCAAGUCUAUAUCGAAGAAGAAGCUGAGAACAGCAGUUGAUAUACAGGAUGUUAGGAGGGAGGUUGAGAUUAUGAAGAAUAUGCCUAAACACCCUAUUGUCGUCUCUUUGAAGGAUGCCUUUGAGGAUGAUGAUGAUGUUCAUAUAGUUAUGGAGUUGUGUGAAGGAGGGGAACUGUUUGAUCGGAUUGUUGCUAGAGGUCAUUACACUGAGCGUGCUGCUGCCGCGGUUAUGAAGACUAUUGUUGAAGUUGUUCAGAUAUGCCAUAAGCAGGGAGUGAUACAUCGGGAUCUUAAACCAGAGAACUUUCUUUUUGCAAAUAAGAAAGAGACGGCACCCCUCAAGGCCAUUGAUUUUGGAUUAUCUAUAUUCUUCAAACCUGGUGACCAGUUUACUGAGAUUGUUGGAAGUCCUUACUACAUGGCACCCGAGGUGCUGCGACGAAACUAUGGACCUGAGAUCGAUGUGUGGAGCGCAGGAGUCAUCCUCUAUAUCCUUCUUUGUGGUGUCCCGCCAUUUUGGGCCGAGACUGAACAAGGGGUGGCUCAAGCGAUCAUUAGGUCAGUAAUUGACUUUAAGAGAGAUCCAUGGCCAAGAGUUUCUGACAGCGCCAAAGACCUUGUGAGAAAGAUGCUUGAACCUGAUCCCAAAAAACGGCUUACUGCUGCACAAGUACUCGAGCAUUCGUGGAUACUGAAUGCAAAGAAGGCUCCAAAUGUCUCUCUUGGGGAGACUGUGAAAGCAAGGCUCAAACAGUUUUCUGUUAUGAAUAAGCUCAAGAAACGAGCUCUUCGGGUGAUAGCUGAGCACUUGUCAGUGGAAGAAGCAGCCGGGAUAAAGGAAGCGUUUGAAAUGAUGGACGUAAACAAGAGAGGCAAGAUAAAUCUUGAGGAGCUUAAAGUUGGACUUCAAAAAGCUGGACAACAGAUUGCUGAUGCCGAUCUUCAGAUUCUUAUGGAAGCUACUGAUGUUGAUGGAGAUGGGACACUGAACUACGGCGAGUUUGUGGCUGUUUCGGUGCACCUUAAGAAGAUGGCGAAUGAUGAACACUUGCAUAAAGCUUUUAACUUUUUUGAUCAGAACCAGAGUGGUUACAUAGAGAUUGAAGAACUUCGUGAAGCGUUGAAUGAUGAAUUGGAUGAUACUAGCAGUGAGGAAGUUAUUGUAGCCAUCAGGCAAGAUGUUGAUACCGACAAGGAUGGGCGUAUAAGCUACGAAGAGUUUGUUGCGAUGAUGAAAGCUGGGACUGAUUGGAGAAAAGCGUCGAGGCAGUAUUCCAGGGAAAGAUUCAACAGUUUGAGCCUCAAGUUAAUGAGAGAUGGUUCAUUGCAAUUAGAAGGCGAGACCUAAUAAGAAGCAUCAGUACUGAUGAGAGAAUGUCAGAAAGACAUAAUUACUACGUUCUAUAAGCAUUCAACACGGUAGUAGUGAUAGGGGGCUUUAGGUGUUUUUUUCAAUUGUUUGAAAAGUUCUUCUUCCUUUGACAGCGAUGGGAUGUGAUGAUGAUAUGUCAACAAGUUUCUGAGUUUCCAAAGAUUAUUUCUUUAUAAAAAUAUAUUCUCAAAUGA
Camelina sativa (false flax) is the source of this 2382-nucleotide messenger RNA. RefSeq names its product calcium-dependent protein kinase 7-like. Gene Ontology annotation, molecular function: protein kinase activity; calcium ion binding; ATP binding. The record is from RefSeq and is a predicted model, not a curated record. Gene Ontology annotation, biological process: protein phosphorylation. Lineage: Eukaryota; Viridiplantae; Streptophyta; Magnoliopsida; Brassicales; Brassicaceae.